Messenger RNA from Helicoverpa zea (corn earworm), 1588 nucleotides. Its product is annotated as von Willebrand factor D and EGF domain-containing protein-like. The record is from RefSeq and is a predicted model, not a curated record. NCBI's taxonomy places the organism in Eukaryota, Metazoa, Arthropoda, Insecta, Lepidoptera, Noctuidae. The coding region runs from base 121 to 1434 and encodes 437 amino acids. The transcript has 5 exons.
UUAACGGAUGUCUGAUUAAUCAUAGUAAUUCCCCUUGAUGAGUGGUUUUUAUAUUUUUUGGUGUGUAUUAAUAGUUCGCGAUUACUCGGCCAGUAGCAAACCGAUUUUUUUGUUUGUAAAAUGAAAUUUAAUUAUGUGUUACGUUUGUUGUUAAUUUUAGUGUUCGCAUUAACUGGAAUACACUCCCAAAUGUGUAUUACAUUAAAAUUUACAACAAGAUUAGUCCCGGAGACGUUUCUUACUUACGAACUUAACGACGAGUUUGUUUUGAUUACGAAGAAAACGUAUGCAACGAAAUACGACAUUACGGAACACAAAAUUUGCUGUGACGGAUACAAAAAAGAAGACGGCGAGGAACCUAGCAAUACAACAUGCAAGCCUGAAUGUCACUCAGAUUGUAAGAAUGGCUAUUGCAAGCGCCCUGACGAGUGCGCGUGUAACGCUGGGUACACACUGCGAAAUGACACCUGCACUCCGCACUGUGAGCACUGUGAGCACGGCACCUGUGUCGCUCCCAACAUGUGCUGGUGCGAUGCCGGGUACAGAAUCGAGGACGGCAUCUGUCAGCCCGUGUGCACCACUCCUUGUGUCCACGGCACCUGUGUAUUCCCAGACACGUGCCAAUGUCUUUCCGGGUACAGAAAAACUACAAAGAUUAAAUGUUACUGUUGCACUACUAUGGUUUGUAAAUCUAGUACAACCUGUAGCUGCGGAUUGUAUUUACACUUACGGAAAGAAGAAACUGAAUCGAACGAAUGCAUUCCUGAAUGUCAACGAUCAUGUGGAAAUGGAACCUGUGUUAAUCCGAACCAAUGCGAAUGCUUUCCAGGGUACUCAGUCCAUAACUAUACCCAGAUGAAUCUUUCAGACAAACCCGUGUGUGUGUUAACAGACGAAACAAGUACCACAAGGGCACCUACGAGGAGCCUUCCGUUGAGUACAACGACAACAUACAAAUUAUUAACCGAAUCAAACGGUACAACCUCUUCCACUACAGCAUCUACAAAAAAUAUAUAUUUUACUAAGGUUCAUAACUCUACAACUGUUGCCUAUGAUUUUGAAAGCAGAACAACGCCUGAAAGUAAAUUAUUAACAGAUGUAAACUACCCGAUGGCCAUAAACGCUUCAACAAUGAUACAUACCGACGUGACAUUAACCAACAAGGCAGAAUAUGGAUCUACUACCACCACCGUGUCAUACUUUAUAAGCGAUGUGACCGUUACCGAAGGAGCAAAACUUAACAUCACAAGCACUGAAAGAAUAAAUGCUGAGUCAUGGAUGCAACAAAAUGGAAUAUUCGUUUGGAUAUCAGUUGUGUUACUAUUAGUUGGAAUCAUAAUAUUAUUAGUUUGGCGACGGAUACCAAUGAGGAUUAUCGAUAGAUUCAGGGGAAGAAGUUAUUAUGUCUACAGAUAUCAUAAUGCGGACUUGUAAGCGUAGUAUUAAGAAAACAAUAAUAAUUAUAUUCAUCAUUAUGUUAUCACUCUUAAACGGAAAAAAUGAUCUCUCCUCUGGUUGAUCCUAGAUUAUCACUCUAUUCAAUUUCAAUUUUAAGUUUUAAUAGUUUAAUAAAUCAAGUAUAAAAUUG